AUGCUAAAUAAAGCACUUUCUUAUCUUGCAGGGAACUUAGAAAAAGAUAAAAUUCUUAUUCUGACGCCAACUGGUGUUGCUACUAUCAAUGUAGAGGGAAAUACAAUACAUUCAGCUUUAGGUAUACCUGUUGAUAGAAGUUUUACUAAAAACAUUUCGAAGUUGAAGAGAUGCAUGUUGCGAAAUAAGCUUUCAGAGUUAAACAUUAUCGUAAUAGACGAAAUCUCAAUGGUUUCAAACAAGCUGCUGUUGCACAUCCACCAACGGCUAACUGAAAUAUUUGGAUGCUCAGAUGACAUUCCAUUUGCAGGAAUAUCUGUUAUAGCAUGUGGGGAUUUAUACCAACUUCCACCAAUUCAAGCAAGACCAAUUUAUACAGACUAUAAAGAUGUAUUGUUAAAUCUUUCGCAUUGCUGGAAAUAUUUUAAGAUUGCUGAACUAACAGAAGUUAUGAGGCAGCGUGGUGAUCAACGUUUGAUUGAAUUAUUAAACAAUAUCAGAGUGGGAAACUUAGAAACGCAACACGAAGAUUUACUAAAAUCUAAAUUUAUUUUUCAAAAUGACCCAAACUACCCCGAAGAUGCAAUUUAUAUUUUUGCUGAAAGCCUCUGA
Molecule: messenger RNA, 612 nt
Organism: Hydractinia symbiolongicarpus
Lineage: Eukaryota; Metazoa; Cnidaria; Hydrozoa; Anthoathecata; Hydractiniidae
Exons: 1
Coding region: 1-612 (203 amino acids)
Biological process (GO): DNA repair; telomere maintenance
Molecular function (GO): DNA helicase activity
Source: RefSeq, a predicted model, not a curated record